AUGACUGCUCGGACUGAUGUUGCCCAACGAGUCCUGUUGUACGCCACCACUGGGCUGCUGAACUCGUCGGACAAAUCUGGAGAGCGCAAGCGCUUGCGGGCCGCGGCCCGCUCGAGUUACGGUUGGGCCAGCUCCGGUGGAGAUGCUCCAGAUUCCGAUCGGCCACCACCACCACCAUCAGCAAGAUUGGUCGACGACCGAAGAACGACUUUUUUAGACUACAUAGCCAAGUCAAAACGGUCCCGAACCCACCCCAAUCGACGAAAAACAACACAUCGACAAACUACCCAGCCGCCAAUGCUUCCGCUUGCUCUGCUUCAUGGUGCCCAAGGAAAACCGAUGUUGGUCGAGCUCAAGAACGGGGAAACGUUCAACGGCCAUCUCAUUCAAUGCGAUAACUUUAUGAAUCUCACAAUGAGGGAAGUCUAUCAAACAAGUGCAAAUGGAGAACAGUUUUGGAAGUUGCCUGAAUGCUAUAUUCGCGGAAAUACGAUAAAAUAUAUUCGAGUAACAGACAAUGUGAUUGAUCAAGUAAAACAACAAGAGGACGCGUAUCGACAACAAAACCGAAGCUCGAGAGGGGGAGGAAACCAGACGAAUGAACGAGGCGGCAGGGGAGGCUCGGGUGGACGAGGUUACUCAAAUUCUAAUAAUCGUGGCGGUCCUGGUUCAAAUCGUGGUGGCGGUGGGAGGGGAAAUUCGGAUCGCGGUAGGGGGAGAGGGUCUGAUAGAGGUCGAGGGCGAUAAAACAUACUCUCUCAUCUGGUUGAUUUACUAGUUUUUGUUGCUAUUUUUUAAAAGUUUUUUUUUUUUUUGCUUUUCAAUGGAAGAAUUAGUUUUCUUGACAAACUGGUUGCAUAUAGCUCACCUCCUUGAUGAAAACAUAUGCUAAUAAUCCAACCAUAUUUUCAUUAGUUAGUAUUCAGCCCACUAGGGUUUCAUCUUAUCCCAUUGUAGGAUGACAUUGAGGCAUGUUGAAAGAUUUCAAAAUGAAAAGGUG
Molecule: messenger RNA, 1000 nt
Organism: Puccinia graminis f. sp. tritici CRL 75-36-700-3
Lineage: Eukaryota; Fungi; Basidiomycota; Pucciniomycetes; Pucciniales; Pucciniaceae
Exons: 6
Coding region: 1-747 (248 amino acids)
Biological process (GO): mRNA splicing, via spliceosome; nuclear-transcribed mRNA catabolic process; spliceosomal snRNP assembly
Cellular component (GO): U6 snRNP; P-body; spliceosomal tri-snRNP complex
Molecular function (GO): U6 snRNA binding
Source: RefSeq, a predicted model, not a curated record